UGGUGCUCUCAGCUCGGCUAAGCCACCCGGGAGCCGGGACCGAGGAAGGGCCUGUCCCCCCCGGGGGCCGCCACGGCGAUGGGGCAAGCCCUGCCCGUGGUGCGCUGUGACCUCCACGCCUCGACCAACAACCCGGAGCACCGCACCGACGGGAUCGGCGCCCGCGGGCUCGUGGUCCGGAGAGGCCGGCCCUUCCAAGUCACCCUGACCCUGUCGGCCACCCAACCCCCGUGCUCCCCCAGGAUCCCGACCUUCACCCUCGUGGCCCGGACGGGGGCCCAGGCCGGCGGCGCGGAGGCGGUGUUCCCGGUGUCCGGCCACGCAGACGGGACGCGGUGGAGCGCGGCCGUGAAGGAGCGCGAUCCCCGGCGCUGGGUGCUGUCGGUGACCUCCCCGGCCGACGCCGGCGUGGGCCGCUAUUCGCUCCUGCUCCAGGGCUCGGGAAAGACUCGCCGUCUCCUGGGCCGAUUCGCGCUGCUCUUUAACCCCUGGGCCAGAGGGGACGCGGUGUUUCUGGAGGGCGAGGCCCAGCGCGAGGAGUACCUGCUCAACCCGCACGGCCUCAUCUUCCUGGGCACGCAGGGCGGCGGCUGGCCCCGGCCUUGGGAUUUCGGCCAGAGCGACCUGGUGGACUUCUGUCUGCUCCUGCUGGACGUCGACGAGGAGGGCCGGAGCCGGGGAGACCCGGUCCACGUGAGCCGCCUGUUGGGCGCCGUGCGCUUGGGCGAGUACGAUACAGCCGUAAACGGACACACGUUCCCUGCCUCCCCUCUGGCCGGUUCCCGGCCUGGAACUCAUCCCGGUUCCGGUUUCCCGGGCCGCACCCGUCCUCGUUCGUCCGCCGCCAUGUGCCGAGGAGCGUCGUGGGCCAGCGAGAAAGGGCUGAACCUCAUCCGAGAGCGGGGGAUCCCGGCCGGGUCCGGGACGGAGGCCCGGAGGGAAGAGGCGUCGGCGGUCCGGGAGCCGGGCAGCGUCCCCACCCUGCGGGAGUGGGUGGCCCGUCCCCCGGGCCCCGCUCACCGCAGCCCAGACUGGGUGCUCGCGGCCUGCACCUGCUCAGCGCUGAGGGCCGUGGGCAUCCCCGCGCGGGUGGUCACGGCCUUCGGCUGCGCCCGGGACACGGACGGCGGCUGGACCGUGGAGGAGUUCUACGACGACGAGGGGCUGGAGGCCGCAGGGGCUCCCGAGAGUCGCAUCUGGGCGUCCAGGGUCUGGACGGAGUGCUGGAUGGCUCGCCCGGAUCUGUCCUCGGGGUACGGAGGCUGGCAGGUGCUGGACCCACUCGCGACCGAAGGAGGAGGAGAGCGGUCGUGGCAAGAUGCUCUGGCCUGCUGCGACCUGACCCCCGUCCGGGCCGUCAAGGAGGGGGCCGUCGCCGUAGCCCCCGGGGUCUCCCGCCUCUUCGCCUCGCUCAACUCCGCCUGCGCCGUCUGGGUGCGUUCCGGGGCCGGGCCACCGAGCCGGGCGAGCGCCGGCGCCGAGUACCUGGGCAAUUACAUCAGCACCAAGGGCGUGGACGGGGAUCGCUGCGAGGACGUCACGCGGACGUACAAGUACCCCGAAGGCUCCCCUCGGGAAGCGGAGGUCCUAGACGGAGUCUGGAAAGAGCGGGACCGGAGCGAGCCCCGCGCCGACCUCUUCGUCUCCCUGCACGCGCCAAGCUCCUUCCCUCUGGACGGGGGGGCCCAGCUGAAGGUGACCGUGUCCAACAGGAGCGACGAGGAGAGGGCCGUGCGGCUGACGCUCGGGGCCCAGGUGCUCUACUCCACCGGGCGCCUCGGGGCCCGGCUCUGGAGAGAGGAGAGGCACCUGACCCUCGAGGGGAACCGAGACCGGACCUUCACCACCGGCGUGGAGUUCCGCGAAUCCGGGAGAGCCCUGGAGAACAGCUCCUCGCUGAGACUGACGGCGGUGGGGGUGGAUCGCUCCGCCGGGACCUGCUGCUUCGCCCGGGAAGACGUCACCGCCUAUAAGGCCCGGGCCACGCUGGAGAUCCCGCGCACGGCGGUACAGUUCCAACCCAUCACGGCGGUCAUCGGCAUCCACAACGACCUGGCGAGCUCCCUGGAUAACUGUGAGGUGGCAAUCGCCGGCAGAGGCCUCGUGCACAGAGAGAGGAUCUACAGGCUGGGGUCCGUCCAGCCACGGGGGCUCCUGCGGAAGCAGAUCCGGCUCACGCCGACCCACCCGGGGGUCCUCAGGCUCACGGCCAGGGUCAGCUGCGGCCAGUUCCGGAACCUGGUGGCCUUCCGGAGCGUCAACGUGGCGAAGGCCGAACCCCCGGCUUAGCGCCGCCGGGGCCGCGGCCGCCCCCGCGCGGGCCCGGCGCCGGGAGAUGCCCGGGAUAUUAAAAUUCAAGUCGACCGAAA
Messenger RNA from Ornithorhynchus anatinus (platypus), 2369 nucleotides. RefSeq names its product erythrocyte membrane protein band 4.2 (gene EPB42). Lineage: Eukaryota; Metazoa; Chordata; Mammalia; Monotremata; Ornithorhynchidae. The transcript is spliced from 14 exons. Gene Ontology annotation, molecular function: protein-glutamine gamma-glutamyltransferase activity. Gene Ontology annotation, biological process: peptide cross-linking. The record is from RefSeq and is a predicted model, not a curated record. Bases 79 to 2289 code for a protein of 736 amino acids.